AUGUAUGUUUUCGGAGGCUCUCCGAGUGGCAACAGUUACUUGAACGACCUCCAUUAUUUUGACAGCCAAGACACGUCCUGGCAGCAGCUGAGCCCAUCGAACUCGCCCAGCUCACGUGGCAUGGCUUCGGCAGUGUGGAGCACAGGUGACAGCUUGAUGUACCUAUUCGGCGGAAGGAGGGGGAACAGUCCAUUAGAUGAGUUAUGGUCUUAUCGAAGUCAUGACAACUCCUGGCACGAGCUUAGUCCUGACGGCUCCGUACCAGCUCGAUACUACCACACUGCUGUUUGGAGCACUGAUUUCUCCUGCAUGUAUGUCUUUGGUGGAGUUGGCACCAAGGGGGCGCUUGGUGACCUCCACUAUUACUGCAGCGCGAACAACACUUGGGCAGAGCUCCUCCCCAGUGGUAGCCCACCCAGCGCGCGUUUCGCACAUGCAGCUGCAUGGGACGACGACCUUCACAGGCUGUAUGUGUUUGGUGGCGACGAUGGUGCGGGAACGAAGCUGCAGACCCCCUUGAACGACUUGCAUUACUAUGACAGUGGGACAAACAGUUGGCAGCAGAUCAGCUUCGAAGAGCCGCCCCAAGCACGGCUUGACCACACGGCCAUUUGGAGUUUGGCCGAGAGCCGGCUGUACGUCUUCGGUGGGAAGUCAGACGGCGUGGAGGUGAACGACUUGGAGGCCUUCGUCAGCGGAAGCGCUUCAAGCACCACAAGCACGAGUGCAACCACGAGCACGAGUGCAACCAGCACCACAAGCCUUACCGCAAGCCCGACUUCAAGCACCACGCUCAGCACAACGAUCAGCACAACGCUCAGCACAACGCUCAGCACGACCAUCAGCACGACGUUCAGCACAAUGCUCCACGACACAGGGAAGACAACGACUUCGUCCCACACCUCGUCUGGGACUUCGACGGAAACGACCAGGACCAGCUCGACAUCUACAUCAUCGACGACCUCAUACGCAUCGUCGACAACCACAUCAAGCUCACCAUUGACAUCCACAUCUUCAACGGCCACUACAUGGUCAACAACCCUGUUGUCGACAUCCUCAUCCAGCUCGACGUCUACAUCUUCAACAGCCUUGUCGAUGACAUCCUCAUCCAGCUCGACGUCUACAUCUUCAACAGCCUUGUCGAUGACAUCCUCAUCAAGCUCGACAUCUACAUCGUCGACAACCUUGGCGUUGACAUCCCCAUCAAGCUCGACAUCUACGUCGUUCACAUUGUCAGCGACUUCAUCACCCACGUUCACGUCGACGACUUUCACGGCCUCAGCAACCUCAUCGUCCACAUUCACAUCAAUGUCGGGCGUGGAGGACCUGGAGGACGGGAUGCGCAUCAAAGCAAGUACAAUCACCGUCAGGCACAGCAUUUUCCUGCUCGAAGCUAGAGCGAAGAAGGGUUUCCUGCCGAAAUGCAAAGAGAAUGAGGCUUUCCCUGUCAUUGUUGGUCAUGUUUUAAUAUUUCUGUUGAAGGCUGGGUUUAAUCAUGAACGCUAG
This is a messenger RNA of Symbiodinium natans, 1506 nucleotides long. The record is from the annotation of a GenBank genome assembly. Lineage: Eukaryota; Dinophyceae; Suessiales; Symbiodiniaceae.